AUGGGUCUUGCCUUCGAUACCAUUGCAAGCACAGGAGCAAUUCCAUUCUGGCAGACUCUAGCCACCAACAACCAACUCUCGUCCCAGGAGAUGGCGUUCUGGCUUCAGCGAGCUGAUCCCAACGGACCAGCUCAAGGAACUUCAGCAGGAGGCGUGUUUACUUUAGGAGGAACUAACUCUUCUCUUUUCACUGGUGAAAUCGAUUUCCAAAACAUGCCGAGCAACACCAAACCUUCCUUUUGGCUACAGACCCUCUCGGCUGUGACUGUCAACGGCCAGUCUAUUCCAGUUACACCGGGAGACUCGGCGAUCUCUGCUAUUGACACUGGAACCACGCUCAUUGGAGGUCCCUCCGCUGACGUUGCAGCAAUUUGGGCCGCUGUUCCUGGAUCUGCUCCAGCAACUGGUGAAAACAUUGGGUCCUACACUUUCCCCUGCAAAACCCAAGUUUCCGUCACACUCUCUUUCGGCGGCAAGACAUGGCCCAUCAACCCUCAGGAUAUGAACCGUGGCCAACUUAGCCAAGGAAGCCCACUCUGCGUUGGCUCCAUCUUCGAUCUCAGCGCCGGUACUAACAUUCCUCCAAACUCUGGUAACCCAAGUUGGGUCGUCGGUGAUACCUUUUUGAAAAAUGUAUAUUCCGUGUACCGAAUGAAUCCUCCGUCGGUUGGGUUUGCGCAGCUUUCUGACGCUGCCGGGGGCUCAGGUUCAGCUCCUGGAAUUGACGGGACAUCCGGGACACCGGGCAAGAAGAGUUCCGCUUCGAUGAUAUCACCCACAUCGAUGGCUGUUCUGGCGUCAUCGUUGGUCGUGUUCAUUGCUUCACUGCUCUAG
Messenger RNA from Psilocybe cubensis, 834 nucleotides. RefSeq lists its product as uncharacterized. The transcript has 6 exons. Gene Ontology annotation, molecular function: aspartic-type endopeptidase activity. Bases 1 to 834 code for a protein of 277 amino acids. Lineage: Eukaryota; Fungi; Basidiomycota; Agaricomycetes; Agaricales; Agrocybaceae. The record is from RefSeq and is a predicted model, not a curated record. Gene Ontology annotation, biological process: proteolysis.